Molecule: messenger RNA, 687 nt
Organism: Closterium sp. Naga37s-1
Lineage: Eukaryota; Viridiplantae; Streptophyta; Zygnematophyceae; Desmidiales; Closteriaceae
Source: the annotation of a GenBank genome assembly
AUGCUGCCCCGUUCUGCCGUGCUGCCCCAUUCUGCCCGUUCCAGCCCGUUCUGCCCGUGUUGCCCCAUUCAGCCCGUGUCCUGCCCAGUUCUGCCUGUGCUGCCCCGUUGUGCCCGUGUUGCCCCGUUCUGCCCUUGUUGCCCUGUUCUGCCCGUCUUGCCCCGUUCUGCACGUGUUGCCCCGUUCAGCAUGCGUCCUGCCCAGUUCUACCUGUGUCGUGCCCGUUCCCGUGCCGUGUUGCCCCGUUCAGCCCGUGUCCGGCCCCGUUCUGCCCUUGCUGCCCGUUCUGCCCGUGCUGCCCGUUCUGCCCGUGCUGCCCCUUUGUGCCCGUGUUGCCCCGUUUUGCUCGUGUUGCCCCGUUCUGCCCGUGUUGUACCUGUGUCGUGCCCUUUCCCGUGUCGUGUUGCCCCAUUCAGCCCGUGUCCUACCCCGUUCUGCCUGUGCUGCCCGUUCUGCCCGUGCUGCCCCGUUGUGCCCGUGUUGCCCCGUUCAGCCUGUGUCCUGCUCAGUUCUGCCUGUGUCGUGCCCCCGGUGUCCUGCCCCGUUCUGCCCGUGCCCCACCCGUGCUGUCCGUACCCAUUCGUGCCCCACCCGUGCUGCCAGUUCUCGCCCGUACCCCACCCGGUCUGUGCUCCCGGUCUCGUGCUGCCCGUCACCCCCGUGCAGCCCGUCCCGUACAGCACCUAG